AGUUUGGUUAUGGGGGAACGGUGUUGUCUGGACUCUGCUGGUCCGGGGCGGGGCGGGGGCGCGGCGGGAGUGCUUGGUUAAAUCUGUCUUGUCUUGUCUCUUGUCUCUUGCAGUUCUCCUAGAUAUGAUAUGGAGUUCAAAUCGUGUGGCGCUGCUUUGGGUGAAACGGAAACGGUAUCUAUGGCAUGGCACUUUUCCGCCCUCCUCCUACUUCUUCCCAUCCUCCUCCGCCCCCGCCUGCCCCGCCCGCCUUUCUUUUUCUUUUUCUCCCGUUUUUUUCUUUCUUUCUUUUUUUUUUUCCCUUUUUUCUUUUCUUUUGUUGUCCAGUAGCUUGCACGUGCAGUUAAGAUGGAGCGAUGUCAUCAACAUCAAUUUUCUUUUCUUUUCUUUUCUUUUCUUUCCUCAAGUUUUUUUCUGUUGGGGAAUGCGAUGUGCUGUGAUGCGAGUGCGAUGCCGCGUGAAUAUAAACCUGCUUUUCGUUGUCGCGCACUGGGUGAUACACACAUACGAGUUUUCGUGUUUGGUGACUGGUGACUGGUUGAACCGUGGGGGAGGCCGGAUGAGGUGUUGCGAGCCUCAACUAGUCUCGGUGAUGUCUCGACUCUUUCCAAGAUGGUGACUUGAAAGCUGGGGAGAAGGAGGCGUGUAAACUGGCGAGUAAACGGGUGCAAUUGUAGAAACGGGUGC
Tricharina praecox is the source of this 687-nucleotide messenger RNA. RefSeq lists its product as uncharacterized. The record is from RefSeq and is a predicted model, not a curated record. The transcript has a single exon. Bases 125 to 619 code for a protein of 164 amino acids. Lineage: Eukaryota; Fungi; Ascomycota; Pezizomycetes; Pezizales; Pyronemataceae.